This is a messenger RNA of Cyclocybe aegerita, 1491 nucleotides long. The record is from the annotation of a GenBank genome assembly. Lineage: Eukaryota; Fungi; Basidiomycota; Agaricomycetes; Agaricales; Hemipholiotaceae.
AUGCAAAACAAUAACUUCAACGACCAAUUCAACCUCAUCGAUGCACCUGGUGUGCAAGAGUACCCGUAUGGAGUGUGGCCUAGCCCCCUUCCAGGACGAGUUGCCCCCAUGGCCUCGCAAAUGCAAAUGCCGCCACAACAAGCUGUGGCCAGCAUGGAUCCAAUCGAAAGCGGGAGUAGGAAGAGGAGGGCAGAUGAAUCCAUGAAUGAGGAAGACCAACCGCCUCGCCAACUUUGCCGACAACGAUCCGCAUUGGAGGAUCUGUCCCAAAAUCCACAACGGCCUGCAUCAGCGUUCUGCCACGGUCCUCUUCCUGUCGCUGGGUCGGAGUAUUUUAUACCGCUCUUUCCUCAACACCAACGCCACCAGUAUCACCAACACCACCAGUAUCACCAACACCACCAGUAUCACCAACACCAACACCAGCACCAGCAACAACUACAGGUGGAUCAUGGUGUCUCCACCGUUGUGCCGUAUCCCCCUUGGCCCGUGCCAGAAGUGGUGACAAACUUGCAACAACGGAUAUCUGCUUACGAGGAUGCCCGGGCGCGCAUUGCGUCUGCAGAACGGCUUGCCCAGGCAGCUCGAGCCGUUGGUCGCCGUCUAAUGACGGAUACUUGUCCGCCGACAGAGAACGCUCUUCCGCUCCGAAAAACGAUACCCAGCGUAGGCCUGGUGAAUCCCACACCAGUUUCCCGGAACAGGAAGGCAUGCCCUCCUGACGUUCCCGCACCCCAAUCCUCUUCGUUUGUCGAGUUCCGCGUGAACGUUGGUGGCGCAACCAACUUCGAUAUCUCCACGCCAGCUACUGAAGCGGAAAAAUGCCGGGCGAAGGCUCAGAAGGAGGCGCAGAAGGAGGCUCAAAAGGAGGCCAAGAAGAAAGCUCAGAAGAAGGCCAAGAAGAAGGCGUCCUUGCAAAAUAUCAGAACACGGACUGACAAGAUUCGCAGCUCUCCAGUCGUUAGAGAGGUUGCGGAGGAGACCCAGCGCCUUGUUCCUGGGGUGGUUGUUAAGAGAAGCCGCAACAGGACUGACAGCCCACCUCCCACUGAACCCUAUCGUCCAUCGGAGAAGGCACUUGGAAAGCGCAAGGCUGUGGAGAUUCUUGCAGAAGUGGACGGUGUCGAAUUUCUCGACGGCGACUUGCCCGACGACGCUGAGGAGUCUACGGAAUGCCAGCCUGUCUUCAAAGCCGACGAACAGUGUGCAAAGGAGACGCCCUCCUCGAAGCCAUACCCGGAGUGCAACUGCACAGGCGUCGAGCACGAGGUCAGUUGCAUUUUGGAUACGGUCUUUGCCUCGCUAUCGGAUCCUCCGACCACGACGAGUACAGAUGCAGUUGAAGCGGGGAGCACAGUCGGAGUUGUGGAUUUUCCGGAAUUGAAUUACCUAGCGGAGGGUCAGGACGAACCACUCGACUCAUCAGCGCACCUAGAGGGAUUUUCGUUUGCAGAGGACCCAUUCGGGUUUGAACUUUGGCCUCUGUCCUGA